Molecule: messenger RNA, 798 nt
Organism: Gekko japonicus
Lineage: Eukaryota; Metazoa; Chordata; Lepidosauria; Squamata; Gekkonidae
Gene: CHCHD10
Product: coiled-coil-helix-coiled-coil-helix domain containing 10
Exons: 4
Coding region: 132-572 (146 amino acids)
Biological process (GO): mitochondrion organization
Cellular component (GO): mitochondrion; nucleus
Source: RefSeq, a predicted model, not a curated record
CAUAACCUUCAGGCCACGUGGGUGUUAUUCUUGAAACCGGCUCCGCAAGCAGGGAGUUCAAGGAGACUCGGACGCGCGCGGUGGGAAGAAGUCCCGGGAGGAGAGCGAGUGCGUUAGACCCAAGGAUCAAGAUGCCCCGGGGGAGCAGGAGUGUGGGGUCUCGGACGACUGCGGCUAGCAGCCCAGUACCGUCUCAUGCCCACCCCCCGGCACACCCUCCCCCUUCAGCUGUGGCAGCCCCGGCUCAGCCUCAGCAGCCCGGCUUGAUGGCCCAGAUGGCCACCACUGCAGCAGGAGUGGCCGUUGGCUCUGCUGUGGGCCACGUGGUUGGCGGUGCUCUCACCGGGGCAUUCAGUGGAGGCAGCAGCUCCGAGCCGGCAAAACCAGCCAGCACCACACAGGAGCCCAGGCAGCAGCCGUCCUAUCAGCAAUCCCAGUAUGGACCAUGCCACUAUGAGAUGAAGCAGUUCCUGGACUGUGCUACCAACCAGAGUGACCUGACCUUGUGCGAGGGCUUUAGCGAGGCCCUGAAACAGUGCAAAUACAGCAGUGGGGUUACUUCCCUCUUGUGAAGAGACUUCCCACACUAGUGCAUCAAAAUAACAUCCUGGAGAAGAUCUGUCGAAACCCAAGAGCUAGUGAGCAGUGGACAAGAAGCACAAAAAGAUCCAACCAGAUCGCUAAAACUUUUUAGUACAGUUCUGAGUUGUAACUUAGCCAGCCAAGAGAAUUCUGGUUGAGUUCUUACAGUGGAGCUUUUAAGAUGUGGCUUGUAGUAGAGAAAUGUGAAAUAAAAAG